CAUAAACACCAGUGUGUACCACCAGUGCACGUCUGAACCACGUAGCGCAGGGAGGAGGCUUUUGCCUGCAAGACGUCGUCGUUGUCGUUGUCGCCGUCGAUCGUCGCAAAGACAGCUGUCGAUAUUGUUCUACAAUCAAAUCAAGAGGCAGAUUUGUGCCCGCAACACGUACGUACGUUCACCUCCCCGGUGGUGGUGGUGGUGGUGGUGCUGGUGGAGUGAUUCAUCGAAGGCAAAGGUAAACCAUGGCGUGCCCGUUUGCGAAGCAUGCUUCCAGCGAAACGUUCCAGCGGCAGCCGUCGAUUGCUGAAGCACCGAACUGGAACCUGGACGAGGAUCUGAGCGAGCAGGCAGGUGAUGCGCUCACGCUGACGCACCUAAACGCCGCUAUACAGUUGCUGACGGCGCCAUCGAACGAAAAUGUGCACGAGGCACUGCGAUCCCUGAUUAACAAGUACAGCAACAGGUGGCCCGCAUUGUCAAAAAUGUAAGUGGACGCCAGCGGUCCUGGUCAAUAAG
Anopheles darlingi is the source of this 519-nucleotide messenger RNA. Its product is annotated as head-specific guanylate cyclase-like. Lineage: Eukaryota; Metazoa; Arthropoda; Insecta; Diptera; Culicidae. The record is from RefSeq and is a predicted model, not a curated record. The transcript is spliced from 3 exons. Bases 246 to 491 code for a protein of 81 amino acids.